CAGAUAUCAGUGAAGAGCCAUCUGUCCCACAGGUUACGCACGAAGCAACCCUUGUCAUGGUUGAGGAAAAGUUGCCCCAAGUUCCAGGUUCCACAGAGUCGGGUUCAAAUGGCACCGUCAUACCGCCAGAAGCAUCGCCCCAGGCGUCUACAGACGCUGGCAACGUUGAACCGGCGUCGUCAGUCAGAUCGACUGGCAAUGUGGCAGAACCAGUGACUUCGGUUACAACUGACAACGAUGUAACUAAAGAAACGACAUGUACUCUGCCAGGAAGUUACCCCUUUUUGGACGAGGAGCUCGAACAAGCUACGGAAUCUGGGACUUAUUCCGAAACAGCUGCACAAGUAGUUGGUACCAUGCGAGGUGGGACAAGUUCUGCUGUGCAGUAUAUUGCAGCAGGUUUGGGUCUAGGGGCAGCUUCUGAAAAUAGUACUGGUGAAAGCGACGCGACGAAAGAUAAGGUUCCAGUUGAAGAACCCACCUCGUCUACCAAAGAAACUCCAUCAUCCACAUCAGAGCACGAGCCAGAAUCCGCUCCCACAGUGCCGAUGUCUAUAGUUCCAUUAGCUCAGCCUGUUGACAAUGCAGAAACUACG
Messenger RNA from Serpula lacrymans var. lacrymans S7.9, 596 nucleotides. RefSeq lists its product as uncharacterized. The transcript has 2 exons. The annotation marks the transcript as partial. The record is from RefSeq and is a predicted model, not a curated record. Lineage: Eukaryota; Fungi; Basidiomycota; Agaricomycetes; Boletales; Serpulaceae.